AAGCCGGAUUCCCAGGUUCGAAUCCACGUCGGGCUGUGCCCCCACGCGACGGGCCGCAGGCUCUGGUGUUGCCACCUGGGGGAACAGCCCGAAGUCUGAGGAGGAGCCUCAGACCUGCUGUCCGGAGCCAGCGGGCAGGUGCUUCCGGUCGAGCUGAGAGGAGGAAGAGGAGGAAGAGUCUCGCCCCCGAACGCGAACCCGCCGAGCAGAGCGCCGGCCAUGGCGUUCCGGCGGAGGCCCCGGCAGCUCUUCCGGCACACGGACGUGCCGGCCCGGGUCACCGAGAGCUUCAUCCUGUCGGGCUACCGCUUCCCGGACUGCAGCUUCUCCGAGUGCCUGGCGUCCGCCUUCCGGCCCACCAACGAGACGGGCAACUUCUGGACCCACUUCCUGGCCCUGUUCGUCUUCGCCUUCCACUGCCUGGAGCCGGCCGGCGGCGGGCAGGCCCGGGCCCUGAGCGACCCCUUCUUCUACCCCUUCUGGACGUACGCGCUGGGCGCGGCGGGGCUGCUGGCGGUCAGCAGCCUGGCGCACCUCUUCAACGCCAUGUCCCUGCAGGUGCGCGAGAUCUGCUUCUUCGUGGACUACGGCACCAUCAGCGCCUACACCGUGGGCUCCUCGCUGGCCUACUUCUACUACAUCCACCCCCGGGCCGGCCUCGCCCCCGCCGGCGCCCGCCGGGGCAACGCCUCCCAGGCCUGGCCGCCCGCCGCCGGCCCCUCCCCCCCCCGCCUCGCCCGCGGCUUCUUCGACACCUUCUACAUCCCCAGCACCUGCCUGGUGGCGCUCAUCUGCACGCUGGCCUGCUGCAGCUCGCGCCAGCGCUGGCGCCGGCACCGCUACGUCAUCCGCACCCUGGUCUUCCUGCUGCCCUUCGCCGUGGCCUCCGCCCCCAUCUUCUACCGCCUCUACGCCGGCCCCCCCGGCGGCGGCGGCGGCGGCACCCUGGCCCCCUUCUUCUACCGCCACUGCUUCUGGCUGGUCAUGUCGGCCCUGAUCAACGUCAGCAAGAUCCCCGAGCGCCUGUCGCCGGGCCACUUCGACAUCUGGGGCCACAGCCACCAGUGGUUCCACUGCUUCACCUUCCUCAGCAUCCUGGACGAGCUGCGCAUGAUCAAGGCCGAGAUGCGGGAGCUCUCCGGCGCCGCCCUGCUGGCCGGCGCGGCCGCCGGGCCCACGCUGCUCUCCACCUACGGCGUGAUGCUCGGGCUGCAGGGCUGCAUCGCCGGGAUCAUCUCCUGGUUCUCCCUGCGGGCCCGCGAGGACCCCCGCCCCCCGCAGGCCCGGCCCAAGGCGGAUUGAGCCCUCGCUGGGGGGGCUCGGUUUCGGGGCGGAGGACGCCGGGGGUAGGUGGAGGGGACGUGGAGGCCGAUAAGACUCCUGUUUGCACAUCCUGUAAUCCG
Molecule: messenger RNA, 1403 nt
Organism: Lepisosteus oculatus (spotted gar)
Lineage: Eukaryota; Metazoa; Chordata; Actinopteri; Semionotiformes; Lepisosteidae
Source: RefSeq, a predicted model, not a curated record